AUGUGGGAAGGAGCUAAUGGAGGAGAUGGGGACAGCGGAAGAAAGAAGGCAAUCGUCGUCAACAUAGCAAAGGCAAAAGGUGCGAUGCGUGCUAGGUUCCUGGCGGUGGGCAUCUUCCUUUCGAUGCUCGUCGUCAGUACCAAGCACGUAGUUGACACGAUGAAGAAGAUAUGGAAGGUGCGUGGCGUCGUCGAGAUGUGCCCCCUCGACGGGAGGCGCUUCGUACUGGAGUUCGAGGAGGAGGGUGACUUCAUCCAUGUCACCAAAGGUGGCCCGUGGAGGUACCGAGAGGACCCGGUCCUGAUCGAGGCCCUCAAGGAAGGAGAAGAACCAGAAGAUAUGAAGUUCAGCUCAGUGCCUAUCCGGGCACAAUUCAGAGAUAUUCCUCACUACCUCCUAUCCAAGGAGCUAGCGAGGGAGUUGGGGAAAAAGGUAGGAGAACUUAUUACAAUAGACAAUUUCUCACGGGGUGAUAUUUGUGACAAGGUUAUCAGGGCUAGAGUGAGGCUGCCAAUCAAUAUCCCGCUGCUUAGAUGGACCCUGUUGAUGGACGAGAUGACGGGAGAGAAGGUGGUGUCAAGCAUCUUCUACGAACGCCUUCCAAGCUUCUGCCUGUGCUGCGGCGUCAUCGAGCACCAGGAAGCGAGCUGCCCCAUUCCGGCUGAACACUGGUGGAAGAAGUACAGUAGGGAGCUGGAGGUACCGCCUCUUCAUCACGAGGACAUGCGGCACUGGUCCCUCCCGGAGAAGACAGGGCAGGUGCGAUGA
Messenger RNA from Lolium perenne, 768 nucleotides. The record is from RefSeq and is a predicted model, not a curated record. NCBI's taxonomy places the organism in Eukaryota, Viridiplantae, Streptophyta, Magnoliopsida, Poales, Poaceae.